UUUAAUCUUUGACGAUGACUUCUCAGCUAAGCUUUUCUCCUCUUCUGCAACAAAAAGCUAAAAAAUCAAACUUUUCAUCAGAAAAGCAUAGAAAAGAAUAAUUUUUCAAAUCAAUUUUAAGGAAAAUGAGAAGAAGACCUGGAAUCGGAGGCUUACAAACAGCUGCAGCGGCUAGGGAUCAAUAUCGGUUACUGGGAGAAAAUGUAGCCAAGUUAAGAACCGAUCUCAUGAAAGAACAGCUCGCUACUUUCCGUUCUCAACUCGAAGAAUUCGCUCGAAAACACAAGACAGGGGUGCAAAUUGUUGAGAUAUGCUUGGCAAAUAGGCCUCUUAAUGGAGGUUUGAUCGACCUGCUGGAACUAUGCAAAUUGCUUCGUCAGAAACGAAAACAUGAUCGUGAAGCUAUAUCUGAGGAUGACUGUUUGCGUGCUAUAAGUAAGCUGCAGACAUUGGGUAGUGGAUUUGAAGUGAUAUCUGCUGGAAAGAAAAAGCUUGUUCGAACUGUUCCAACUGAGUUGAAGAAAGACCAUAAUGAAAUUCUGGAGCUAGCACAGGCUCAAGGCUAUGUGACUGUUGAUGAGGUAGAGAGACGGCUUUCCUGGACGUAUGGACGUGCUAUAGAUGCUUUCAUUUGUUUCUCCCUUUUCUAUUUGCUCUGCUGUUUUAUAUUCUAAUAAUACCUGCAGAUUCAAACUUCUUAUAACGAAAUCAAACCUCAAAUUAAAAUGAAGUGAAAGAAAAAG
This is a messenger RNA of Durio zibethinus, 743 nucleotides long. NCBI's taxonomy places the organism in Eukaryota, Viridiplantae, Streptophyta, Magnoliopsida, Malvales, Malvaceae. The record is from RefSeq and is a predicted model, not a curated record.